AGUUGGAUAUGCCUGUUCAUUGUCAUUGUCAAUGUCGAAAAAGACUCUCCACUCCACUCCUUACUCCCAACCCAACCGUGCGCAUGCCUAUUUUUACACAUGUAAAAUAAUAUCUAAUACCAAACUUCAUAGGACAUUUAUUUACUAUAUAUAUCUAUUUUCUAUGUCCAUCUCCCACCGUUGCUUUUUGGUUUUGGUUCUUUGGCCUUUUGAGACAUUUCAAAAGCCAUAAACUCUUUCUCUGCACACACAGAUUCCUUCCAAAAAGAGAGCGGCAACGAUGAGGCGUUACGUCUCCAAAUUCCUUGCUUGCCCUUUGCCUUUCACAAAAUCCAAUUUUUUCCUGGUCAAUUGUGAGGUUGAAUCAUAUUAUGCAUCCAGAGAGAGUAAUAGUCAAGGUUUAGUCCGUAGUUAUCUGAAUGGAUCCUUCGCAAAGAUGUAUGCUACUUCUUGUGCUACUUUGUCAGAUGAUACUUCAAAAGAUAGUCCUGUUUCCGAUAUGCUAAUUGAUUCAUUUGGAAGGCUGCACACUUACUUGAGGAUCUCCUUGACAGAGCGUUGCAAUCUGCGAUGUCAUUAUUGUAUGCCAGCGGAGGGUGUGGAGCUCACUCCAAGCCCUCAACUACUCUCACCGAAUGAGAUUGUUCGACUGGCAAAUCUGUUUGUAAGCUCUGGAGUGGAGAAAAUUCGUUUGACUGGGGGGGAGCCAACCAUUAGGAAGGAUAUUGAAGACAUAUGUCUACAGUUGUCGAACUUGAAGGGACUAAAGACAUUGGCCAUUACUACCAAUGGAAUUACUCUCGCAAAAAAACUUCCAAAGCUGAAAGAGUGUGGGCUUACAUCUGUGAAUAUCAGCUUAGACACUUUGGUGCCAGCUAAGUUUGAAUUCAUAACCCGACGCAAAGGACAUGAAAGGGUUAUGGAAUCAAUCAAUGCUGCUGUAAACCUUGGAUACAAUCCCGUGAAGGUAAAUUGCGUUGUAAUGCGUGGUUUCAAUGAGGAUGAGAUUUGUGAUUUCAUAGAGUUAACACGUGAAAAGCCAAUUAAUGUUAGAUUCAUUGAGUUCAUGCCUUUUGAUGGGAAUGUUUGGAAUGUCAAGAAACUUGUACCCUACUCUGAAAUGUUGGAUAGAGUGGCAAAACAGUUUACAGGCCUAAAGAGACUUAAGGAUCACCCGACAGACACAGCAAAGAAUUUCAGGAUAGAUGGGCAUUGUGGUUCAGUUUCGUUUAUCACAUCAAUGACUGAACAUUUUUGUGCUGGAUGCAAUAGAUUGAGACUUUUAGCUGAUGGGAACUUCAAAGUUUGCUUAUUUGGUCCUUCAGAGGUUAGCUUAAGAGAUCCCCUGCGGCUUGGUGCUGAUGAUGAUGUGCUGAGAGAAGUAAUUGGGGCAGCGGUGAAGAGAAAGAAAGCUUCACAUGCUGGAAUGUUUGACAUUGCAAGGACCGUAAAUAGGCCUAUGAUACAUAUUGGUGGCUAAAUUUAGAUAUUGCCCUUAUCAAAAAUGUCUUUAGUUUGUUUACUUUGUACUUGUAUUUGUAAAAAUUUUCAUUCUAGAAUUUAAUGAGGCUUUCCUUUUAGUUUCAA
Quercus lobata is the source of this 1587-nucleotide messenger RNA. It is a transcript of the gene CNX2, whose product is annotated as cofactor of nitrate reductase and xanthine dehydrogenase 2. Bases 281 to 1480 code for a protein of 399 amino acids. The record is from RefSeq and is a predicted model, not a curated record. Gene Ontology annotation, molecular function: 4 iron, 4 sulfur cluster binding; metal ion binding; cyclic pyranopterin monophosphate synthase activity. The transcript has 7 exons. Gene Ontology annotation, biological process: Mo-molybdopterin cofactor biosynthetic process. NCBI's taxonomy places the organism in Eukaryota, Viridiplantae, Streptophyta, Magnoliopsida, Fagales, Fagaceae.